AUGCGACGUCACAAGACUGCGCCGGCCUCGGCUGGGCGUGCGCGUGACGUCACGCGGGCGCGGCGGUCUCGCGCACGGGAGCGAUACGUCACACGCCCGCGACGGCUUCUCCCGGUCCUCGGGCAGCGCCGCCUAGCGGCCGGGCUCGUGUGCUGCUGCUGGGGGACACGGAGGCGGCCAGCGUACCUGCUGACGAGAAGAGGGGUGAAGGCCCAGCUGGAAGAGCGGGAAAAUAAGAAGUACGCCACCUUUAAGGCUGUGGAGUUCAGGAGCCAGGUGGUGGCAGGGAGGAACUAUUUCAUCAAGGUUCAAGUUGACGACGAUGAGUUUGUGCACCUUCGAGUUUUCCAAAGUCUCCCGCACGAAAACAAGCCCUUGGCCUUGUCCAGCUAUCAGACCAACAAAGCCAGGCACGAUGAGCUGGCGUAUUUCUAGUUCCCACUCCGAUGAGGGCCUGUUCGUGUGGUUCUGUUCUCCGUGAACGCGUCUGGGAUCAAGAGCCAAUGUCAUUUCUACACGGGGCCACUUUGGGGGGAUGUCAUAUACCUGUCUUGUGUCUCUGUUCCUGCCUUUCAGCGGGAGAGACAAAGUCAGCACAGUCACUGAUCUUAAUUACUUUCAGAGAGGGCUUAUAGUCUCUUUAAAUACAUAUUUUUAAAUCUUUACGAAUUCA
Molecule: messenger RNA, 673 nt
Organism: Ailuropoda melanoleuca (giant panda)
Lineage: Eukaryota; Metazoa; Chordata; Mammalia; Carnivora; Ursidae
Gene: CSTB
Product: cystatin B
Exons: 4
Coding region: 1-435 (144 amino acids)
Cellular component (GO): cytosol
Molecular function (GO): cysteine-type endopeptidase inhibitor activity
Source: RefSeq, a predicted model, not a curated record